This is a messenger RNA of Theobroma umbraticum, 3319 nucleotides long. RefSeq names its product ubiquitin protein ligase 5 (gene UPL5). The record is from RefSeq and is a predicted model, not a curated record. Gene Ontology annotation, molecular function: ubiquitin protein ligase activity; protein binding. Lineage: Eukaryota; Viridiplantae; Streptophyta; Magnoliopsida; Malvales; Malvaceae. Gene Ontology annotation, cellular component: cytoplasm. Gene Ontology annotation, biological process: ubiquitin-dependent protein catabolic process; protein polyubiquitination.
UAGGUAAUGACGGCUGUACGUUUAUAGGGAGAGAGACGACAUUUUCGAUCAUUUUGCAUUCAAUAUGUUUCCUUAUAAUCAUCUCCUUUCAGACUAUAUCUAACCUUUGCCAGGGUUUUUCCUUUCUCCUUUUGGUUUCGAGGGUUUUCCUUUUGGUUUGUUUUGUGUGCUGGUGGCGGCUUUCUCAACCAUCUCUCCAUGCGCUCUCCCCCACCGUAGCAGGCUGGGGGCCCCCACCGUCCAAUGUCUCUCUUCCAAUCCCCCGCCGUUGAUCAAUUCAGCAACGGCUGCGAUCACCGUCUGUCUUCCAAGCGUAAGUUUGACGAUUAUGCCCUUGCUUUCGACGAAGCCGACGAAGAUGAGGCUCCCUUAGUCCCCGUCAGAAUGCGAAAAGACGACCACCACCACCAUCUCCACCAUCAAGGAAGCCAUCCGAUCACUGCCGUUCAGCCCUCGUCGAAAGGUUCCUCUUCCUCCUCGCCUGCCUCCUUCCUCGAUUCCCGCCCUUCCUCAUCCGAUGCUCCCUCAUCGUCCGCCGCGUGUUCCUCCUCGCGUCUCCAAUUCUUCAUCCGGAUGAUCUCGGAGGGCAACACCAUCGUGGUCCAUGCUAAUUCGGAGGACACCGUGAAAUCCCUCCACGAAAGGAUUCAGCUGAUGACCGGAAUUCCAGUGAUCGAGCAGCGCCUAAUUUAUCGCGGGAAACAGCUUCAGUGGGAGCAAUCCCUAGCCGAUUGCGCCAUCCAAAAUGACGCCGGACUACAACUCGUUGGCCGUAUGCGAUCGACGGAACACCCACAGACCUGGCAGGUCAUGGAUGACAUGAUCUCGGUCGUUUGCCGCCUUUGCCGAGGCGAAUCUGUCCCUUCCUCAACCAAACGCAUUAAAGAUUGCUUGAUCAAGUUCUUCACAAUUACUCCAAAGGACAACAACGACUCCGCUCCUGCUCACUUGCACAUAUUUAUGGCAUCUUCGGCUCCUGCUGCUUUGGUAAUGCUUUAUAUGUCUCCGAUUAAUGGUAAUAAGCAGUGUGCUGAUACUUCAAUAAGACAUUUCUUAAAUUCGUGUCGGACUGCAUUAUCAAAACAGUUGCAUUCUUAUUGUGCACCAAUAGUAUUAGAGUUUUGCAAGUUACUUAGGAAGGUUGUUAACGACGAUAGUUUGUAUGCGUCAUGCCGGAGUACACUCGGGUUGUUGUUGGAAACUGUUGGCAGUUCCAGGGGUUUAGUGCUGCAAGAGGUUAAAGGGUCGAUUGUCAUGCAAGAGAUUUUCCCCUUUGUUAGUGAGUUGGCUGAUAAGUUAUCUAAGGAUUUGGAUUCUAGUGUAGAUUCUACCACUAGUGGGGGACCAUCAUCAAGUGAUGUCAGGGAUUUCACAGCAUUCUUAAACCCUUUGCGGUCUGCUAUUUUGGAGCAAGUGGGGUUUCGUAUUCCGAUAUCCGUUGACUGGAAAAAGAAGGAUUACAACCUUCCUCCCUAUGGGGAGGAGAUUGAGUUUCUUCAUGCUAUAUUUAAUGAUUUGUUGGCCAAAAUGGAAAAAUGCCUUAUUAGAAUGGAGGAAAACUUUGCUGCGAGAGGAAGCAGGGAUGGUGGAGUUGUUCAUUCCGGGUCGUCUCAGUAUCUUGCCAUUUUGAAGGAACUCAAUGGCAUCUCAAAACUUUACGAGGGUGCUGAAGAGCAGUUUUGGAUGGUUUUGAGGAAUAGGAAGUCAUCAUUGUGUUCUUUAAUUAUUAGCUUUGCAAGGCGAGCUGAUGAUAAUCGAUGGUUACUUGAGCAUAAGGAUGUCACUGAUUUUGAAUCUAGGAGGCAUUUGGCAAUGAUGAUGUUUCCAGAGGUAAAAGAAGAUUAUGAGGAAUUGCAUGAGAUGCUCAUUGACAGGUCUCAGUUGUUGGCAGAAUCAUUUGAAUACAUUGCUCGUGCCGAGCCUGAAUCACUACAUGCUGGUCUAUUUAUGGAAUUUAAAAAUGAAGAAGCUACUGGCCCUGGUGUACUGAGGGAGUGGUUUUUCUUGGUAUGCCAAGCUAUAUUCAAUCCAGAGAAUGCUCUUUUUGUGCCUUGCUCAAAUGACCGUAGAAGAUUUUUUCCUAAUCCAGCAUCUAGGGUGGAUCCUUUGCAUCUUGAGUAUUUCAGUUUCGCCGGACGUGUGAUUGCUUUGGCAUUGAUGCAUAAAGUGCAAGUUGGUGUUGUCUUUGAUCGUGUGUUUUUCUUACAAUUGGCUGGAAUGCAUAUAUCUUUGGAAGAUAUAAGAGAGGCAGAUCCAUGCUUGUAUAGCAGCUGCAAGAAGAUUCUGGAGAUGGAUGCUGAGUUUAUUGAUUCAGAUGCUUUAGGACUGACAUUUGUUAGAGAAAUUGAGGAGUUAGGAUCCAGGAGAAUUAUGGAGCUCUGCCCUGGUGGGAAAAGCAUUGUUGUAAAUAGCAGGAAUAGGCAGGAAUAUGUUAAUCUUCUUAUUCGGGAUCGCUUUGUAACAUCUAUUUCUGAACAGGUAUACCAUUUUGCCCAAGGUUUCAGCCAUAUUCUUUCUAACUCAAGGCUCCAGAAGUUCUUUUUCCAAAGUUUAGAGCUCGAGGACCUUGAUUGGAUGCUAUAUGGAAGCGAAAGUCCCAUUUCCAUUGAAGACUGGAAGGCACAUACUGAGUAUAAUGGCUACAGAGAAAAUGAUCCUCAAAUAACCUGGUUCUGGGAGAUUGUUCGGGAAAUGUCAGCGGAGCAGAGAAAGGUGCUUCUUUUCUUCUGGACCUCUGUAAAGUAUCUUCCAGUUGAAGGUUUCCGUGGUUUAGCCUCUCGGCUUUAUAUUUACAAGUCCUCGGAGCCCCAUGAGCGUCUUCCUUCAUCUCAUACCUGCUUUUAUCGGUUGUGUUUCCCACCAUAUCCCUCCUUGUCUGAAAUGCAAAAACGUCUUAGAGUUAUUUCUCAGGAACAUGUUGGUUGCAGCUUCGGUACGUGGUAAAAACAUUGGUUUACAUUUGCAUUUGGGAUGGAAAAGGGUUUUUGAAUGCACAUAGAAAAAAAAAAAUUGUACUAAGCUUGUACAGGUUAUAGCCUUGCUUUAUCAUUAGACUAUGUAAGAAGGUGAUGUAGCUAAUUGUCUUUCCUUCAUGAGAUGUCAUUGCCUUUUUUAUCUGUUUCUCCUCUGGAAUUAACUGUUUAUAUAGGUGUAUAGCAUAAAUAAGGCAGGGGGCAAGAUGGAAGAAUUGCUCACUUCCGUAUGGACUUUGCUGGGCAUCAGCUUCAGGCAGCUUUCUUGUAUUUAUACAGUUGUGCAAUGACAUCUAGAGUCUAGACUCACAGAAAGCCUCUUAAAUAGUCUAAAUUUGCAUGUCUCA